Hippoglossus stenolepis (Pacific halibut) is the source of this 804-nucleotide messenger RNA. It is a transcript of the gene mespba, whose product is annotated as mesoderm posterior ba. The record is from RefSeq and is a predicted model, not a curated record. Gene Ontology annotation, biological process: somite rostral/caudal axis specification; heart morphogenesis; mesoderm formation. Gene Ontology annotation, cellular component: nucleus. Bases 1 to 804 code for a protein of 267 amino acids. NCBI's taxonomy places the organism in Eukaryota, Metazoa, Chordata, Actinopteri, Pleuronectiformes, Pleuronectidae. The transcript has 2 exons. Gene Ontology annotation, molecular function: DNA-binding transcription factor activity, RNA polymerase II-specific; RNA polymerase II cis-regulatory region sequence-specific DNA binding; protein dimerization activity.
AUGGAUACCUCCUCGGUGCCUCUGCUCAACUAUGGCCUGCAGUACCAGUGGUGCUCCGACUCCGACCUCUCCAGCAUCUCCUCUUCUGAAACCCUGUCCCCUGUCCACUCUAUGGACUCCAGCCUGUCUCCUUCGUACCAGCAGCCUCCGCAGUCCACCCCUAAGAUGGCCAAAAGUGGAUAUUCUCAGAGCCUCGGGUCCUCGCCCUGCUCCCUGUCUGGACGUGGUCGGAAGUCGGGUCGAGCCACACGGAUCCGCAGCAAGCAGAGAGAGAGCGCCAGCGAGAAGGAGAAGCUGAGGAUGAGGGAUCUGACCAAGGCCAUUCAUCACCUCAGGUCCUACCUCCCGCCCUCGGUGGCCCCUGAAGGACAGAAUCUGACAAAGAUCGAGACCCUCCGCCUCACCAUCCGGUACAUCUCCUACCUGUCGGGCCAGCUGGGCCUCAGCGAGGAGGCGCUGUUCCAGCAAAGGGAACAGGGAGACCCCUCGUCCAGCGACACCCCCUCACCUGACAUCCUCAGCUUCUUCCAGCACAGCUCCAUGGGAGGUCAGGAGGCCCAGCUCCAGCUCCAGAACCUGAACCAGAGCUUGUACCCAGCCCAGUGUCCCAGCCAGAACGCUGUGGUGCACUCUGGGAGCUGUAGUUUUGGAGUGGAUCAGUACAAUAAGCAGUACAAUGAAGCUCCUCGGGGAGAUAUCAGCAUGGAUACCAUCCUCCACCAGUCUCCUCCAACAACACAGUCCUGUCAGAUGUAUGGCAACGACUUCUACAUCCCGUUGGUUCCGAGAGAGUAUUGGGGUUAA